This is a messenger RNA of Pangasianodon hypophthalmus (striped catfish), 1827 nucleotides long. RefSeq names its product ribosomal oxygenase 1 (gene riox1). Gene Ontology annotation, molecular function: histone H3K36 demethylase activity; histone H3K4 demethylase activity. Lineage: Eukaryota; Metazoa; Chordata; Actinopteri; Siluriformes; Pangasiidae. The coding region runs from base 53 to 1681 and encodes 542 amino acids. Gene Ontology annotation, cellular component: nucleolus. The transcript is spliced from 15 exons. The record is from RefSeq and is a predicted model, not a curated record.
GGGGGAUUAGUGGGAUUUGGCAACCUUGUCUCGUGUUGGUGCUUGAGGCAGCAUGGAGAGAAAGUCAGCGUUUGCUUAUUAUCAGUCAAUUAAAGAAAAGACAGCACAAACACAGCAGCAAGUCUCAGUUUCACCAGCGAAGAAGAAGAAGAGGAAGCAGAAUGGGAUGGUACCUGCGGUGAGCGCUAUGAAAAAGGUGAAAAAGAUCCCUGCGGAGAGAAAGACAAAGCAGAAGGAAAACCACAAUGAGCCUGUUGAUGAGGAGCAGCGACCAUCGAACGGGACCGAUCAAGUGAACAACGACACACUUCCCACACUUCUCACUGAGCUGGCCAAAGUGGACAACAGCAGGGAGCGAGCGAACAUGCUGUUUCAGUGGCUCAUUCAUCCUGUAACAGCCAAAACCUUCUUCAGGGAUAAUUGGGAGAAGAAGCCUCUCUUGAUCAGACGUCAGAAUCCACACUACUAUGAGGGCCUUUUCUCAACAGCAGAGUUUGACCGCAUUUUGAGAAAUGAUGAUGUCCAGUAUGGAGUGAAUCUGGAUGUGACGAGCUACACAAAUGGCAAGAGAGAGACACACAAUCCUCCAGGGAGGGCUCUGCCCUAUUCAGUGUGGGAUUUCUAUGAGAACGGCUGCUCGCUGAGGAUGCUGAACCCUCAGGCCUUCUCCUCUACUGUGUGGAACGUUCUGUCCAUCCUGCAGGAAAAGUUCGGCAACAUGGCAGGAGCCAACGUGUACUUAACACCAGCAGGAACACAGGGAUUCGCACCGCAUUAUGAUGAUAUCGAAGCGUUUAUUGUGCAGUUGGAAGGGAAGAAGCACUGGAGAGUGUAUAACCCACGGUCUGAAGAUGAUGUGUUAUCACUUGUGUCGAGCCCUAAUUUCAGUCAGUCCGAGAUCGGAAAGCCCAUGCUGGACGUGGUGCUGGAGCCGGGUGAUUUGCUGUAUUUUCCCCGCGGGUUUAUUCACCAGGGCAACUGCCUCCCGGACGCCCACUCUCUGCACAUCACCAUCUCCUCGUACCAGAGGAGCAGCUGGGGUGAUCUACUUCUGAAGGUGAUGCCAGCAGCUUUGGAAAUGGCGAUGGAGGAGGAUGUGGAGUUUAGAAAGGGACUUCCUCUUGAUUACCUCACCUACAUGGGAGUGCAGAACUCUGACAAGGAAGAUCCACGCAGAGACAGAUUUUUGUCUCACAUGGAGGGUUUAAUGAAGAGGUUAGCGUCCUAUGCUCCGGUGGAUGCUGCUGUGGAUCAGAAAGCACGCGAGUUUCUGCACGACUGCCUUCCACCUGUGCUAACUCCAGCGGAGAAAGCGAGCAGCGUGUACGGCGCUCCUGUGCGAUUCGAGGAUGGAGAGGCCGUGGAUUUGACCACACACAUGAAGGCUCAGACCAAAAUAAGACUCCUCCGUGCAGGAAUCGCCAGACUGUGCAGUGACGGUGAGGCUGUUCAUCUUUACUACACCACCGAGAACUCCAGAGUUUAUCACAAAGAGGAGCCCAAGAGCAUUGAGAUAAACGCAGAGCACACAGAUGCUGUGGAGUUCCUGAUCCACUCGUACCCAAAGUUUGUCACAAUCUCAACUUUACCCUGUGAUUCCACAGAAGACAAGGUGUCCUUGGCAGAGAUGCUGUUUGCGAAAGGACUGAUCCACACAUCUGAACCUUUGACCACAAAGUGAAGAGUUAAUCUGUUCACCGUAAUUGCCCAGAACAAGUCUUUGUUUUUUCCCACUUUUCUUGGUUUUGGCAACAUUGGGAUCAGGAUUAAAGUCAUAAUUGACUGUUUGAUAUCUACAUCUUUGCAGUAAACAAUUUAACUUCAGAA